AUGCCCUACCUGCGCAACUUUGUGGCGAACAGCCAGCUGAAGGCAGUCGCCGGCCGCUACCUCCCGCAGGAGGAGUACUGGCCGCCCAGAGCAGAAGGCGAACCGGAACCGGAAGAACAGGCGGAUGAGCCGCGACAGCCGUGGGAGGAGGAGGUGGUAGAGGACAAUGAGGAGGACGAUGACGACGAUGUGGAGGUGCCAAGGGCAAGGCCGCGGUUGCGGCAGUACGGCGAUUUUCCCGAUGUGAUGCUACGGCCGGGGCCGCAACAACAGCCUCAGCUAGUGGAGGUCUUCCGGCAACGGCGCGAAGAGGUGUUCGAAGAAGUGCCCGAAGAUGUGCCCGAAGAGGAGUCCGAAGGAAGGUCUGAAGAGGAGUACGAAGGAAGGUCCGAUGAGGAGUCUGGUGGAAGGUCUGAAGAGGAGUCAGAAAGAAGUUCUGAUGAGGAAUCCGAAGAGGAGUCUGAAAGAAGGUCUGAAGAAGAGUCUGAAGGAAGGUCUGAAGAAGAGUCUGAAGGAAGGUCAGAAGAGGAGUCCGAAGAAACUAGUCCAUCACCAGCAUCGACAGUAAUGGACACCAGCAGCAACACCAGCAGCACCUCAACCGCCACCGGCAACAACAACAACAACGACGACAACACCACUAGUAGCAGCAACAGCAGCAGCAGCAGUGAGAACAGCAACGACAGCUCGGCCAUCACCGUGGACAGCAGUAAUCCGUUGAACUGGAGCUGUGCUAGCUGCACCUUCUCCAAUGAGCCGUCCGCUUACCGGUGUGCCGUUUGCAAUGGCGCCCGCACCUCGUCCGGCCGUCGAAGCACACUCUCUCGAAGCGCCAUGAUGCGUGCUGCCGAACAGGAGCAACUCAACAUCGAGACGGCGGUCAACAAGACGAAGAAGAACAAAAAGGGCAAAAAGCAGAAAGUGAACAACAAAGAAGUGAAAGGGACGGGGAAAUCACGGAAGAGCACUUUGAAUCGUUUGGAGACUUCUUCUGGCGCAAUUCGACCCUCGACCAGCACUGGUGUUGAAUCUCCGCUGCCCGGUACUGCUGCCCAGUGUGCUAAUCAUGUGCAAGCUUCAAAACGUAGCAGCAAGAAGGAAACACCAAAGUUGGUUACCAAAACUUCCGUUUCCAGGAGCACUAGCAAAAAGCGAAUAAACGACACAGAUUUUAUGAUAAUGGUGGUUACAGAAUAA
Messenger RNA from Rhagoletis zephyria (snowberry fruit fly), 1197 nucleotides. Lineage: Eukaryota; Metazoa; Arthropoda; Insecta; Diptera; Tephritidae. The record is from RefSeq and is a predicted model, not a curated record.